Messenger RNA from Scatophagus argus, 2364 nucleotides. It is a transcript of the gene gpatch4, whose product is annotated as G patch domain containing 4. Lineage: Eukaryota; Metazoa; Chordata; Actinopteri; Scatophagidae. The transcript has 8 exons. Gene Ontology annotation, molecular function: nucleic acid binding. The record is from RefSeq and is a predicted model, not a curated record. Bases 165 to 1487 code for a protein of 440 amino acids. Gene Ontology annotation, biological process: regulation of ribosome biogenesis. Gene Ontology annotation, cellular component: nucleolus.
AGAAGAAGAAAAAGAGUGCAGGCGCUACAAUGACGUAUUUCCGGUGUCAUGUCAGCCUUCUGCUGAAACCGCAUGGCUAACGACGGCUACUACAUUUAAAUGUUUUUUUCCUCUCCGUCUGGCGGUUUUGGUUAUGCAGUCGUAACGAAUCAAGUCGUCCAGAGAUGGCAGACGUUGUACAAGAGAAAAGUCGUGGCUUGAAGUUUGCAGAGCAGCAACUCCUGCGUCAUGGCUGGGAACACGGUAAAGGACUGGGGCGAGCCGAGAAUGGAAUAUCAGAAGCUAUCAAGGUGAAAGUGAAGUGUGACAAAGGAGGGGUUGGCCAUAAGGAAGGAGAGCAGUUCACCUUCCACUGGUGGGAUCAUGUCUUCAAUAAGGCCUCUUCCCGCCUGCAGGUGGAAUCUGAUCAGAACGGCGUUCAGCUGAAGAAGACCGUGGAAGAAGAUGAAGAGAAUGGGAUGAUCUCCAAUAAAAAGCCACGGAAGGCCACGAUGGCUAAAGACAAACUUUAUGGUUGCUUUGUCAAGUCAGCCACACUUCUGUCUGGUCAGGAACAGCCCGAGCCAAACUCCAGCACAGACGACAGCAGCAGCUCAGAGGAGGAAGAGGAGGACGACCAGAAAUUGGAUCUCUCAAGUACCAUCAAGCUUUCUGAUGCUGAUUUAAUGAAGGCAUGUGGAGGACGCACGGCUCACAAAGGAGCCAGGCACGGCUUGACAAUGAGCGCCAAGUUAGCCAGGCUAGAGCAGCAAGAGGCUGAGUUCAUGGCCAAAUACGGCAAGAAGAGCCAGCAGGCAAGUGCUUCACCAGUUUGUGCUACGCCAGUUCCACCAGCCUCCCAGUCAACUGACCAGAGAGCCGAGAGGCAGGAGGAGACAGACGAGGACUCUCAGAGAAAAAAGAGGAGAAAGAAGACGAGAUGGACUGGGAGCAGUAAAGGACUUCAUGGUGAUGAAAUGUCUGAAAGUCCUGAGACAAAUGUAAAACCCAAAAAGAAGAAGAGAAAGAAAGGCAGUAGUGAGGCUAGUGAGGAAAUAAGGGAUGCAGUUUCCAGUGAGGGGGAUUUGAUCUGUGUAGAAAAUGGUGAAGCAGACCAUUCUCACAAAUCAAAGAGGAAGCACAAAAAGAAAAAAAACAGCACAGAGCAGAAAGAAGAGAGAGCGACCUCGCCUGCAGCAGAGAGUCCAGAGGAGAAUACAGAGCUGCACACUGACACUAAAGUGAAGAAAAAGAAGAAGAAAUCCUCCAAACACCACAGCGAACCUGCGGAGGAGGAGAGUAAUGAUACUGAAUCCAGUCAGUCGGAGACGGUCCAGGACUGUGUUACAAAAACCAAGAAGAAAAAAUCUGCAGUUCUGUUGGAGGAAUCAGAAGCCACAGGGGAAGAAGCAAAAAAGUGUAAAAGGGACAAACCAGUGGUAGGUGACAUUAUUAACGAGGAGGCACUUCCUCCAAAGAAGAAGAAAAAGAAAACAUCCAAAGAGUAGUAUCUGGUUUUUUUUUGGCAUUUCCUUGAAUCAGCUCAGGUGAUUAUGUGCCACACGGGGACUUCGUGGAGGCUGUACCCUCAUUUAACAGGCCCAUAAAUCAAUUUAGAUGUGUUGCAUUCAUGGGCGAAUAUUUUUAGUCAGAUUAUUAACAAAAUGGCCUCCAAGAGUUGCAUGUUGCAUGCUUUGUAAGAUGACGCUAUAAAGUUUUGUUGACUCAGGUUCAAUUUAGGGAGCCAUCACAUGAUUUAGGGCUUGGCUUUUUCUGCUUAAUUCCACAUUACCUGCCAGGUUGUCCACUGUUGUCCAAACUGUAGCUAACAGCACAAGCGGUGAUGACAGAAUGUUGAUGUUCUCCAGGUGUCACUUGUUGCCAUGCGAACAGGCGCUUGUUGGUUGGGUGCAGUGUGACACAGUAGCUGAGUCGUAUAAUACAUGCAGGGUAUCUGAACUGAAAGUAUUAAAAUGAAAUGCAUACAGUCACAUUCUGGGGCUGCUCACGUUGUCUCGGAGCGAUUCCGUUGGCCCGCGGGCAGCACUUUGAGAACCCCUCCUUUCAUGAGUCGAUGCUUUCUGUUAAUCCACGUGGUGCAACUUAAACCAAACUUUUUCAAACUGAGACCAAAACUUGAGUCAGUGUUGACAUUUGUAGGUUUGGACAUGUUGCAUAAUUAGAGCUGGUGCCAUUUAAGUUUGCCUUUGUUGACUUAAUGCAAAUAUGUAUUUUUAGUAGGAAAUUAAAGCAAAAUAUCAAGAAUUCAGUGUACUUUAACAACUGUGUCAUUUUAUUGAAAGGAGAGAAGUCGUGAAGGUGCACAUAAGAUGAAUGAAACUUGCAUGAAAUUAUGAACUUUAUUAAAUUAAAUUUCAAACUGCA